GGGAACAGCUGCGGCAUUAGGUUCGCGCAGGAUCUCGCUGCAUUGCGAUUGAACGCCUCGAAUCGUUUCUCCACCGAAACCCGGAGUCGAGCCGCUCGAAGCAGCCCAGCAUCACCUCCAACAUGGUCGACCGCGAGCAGCUGGUGCAGAAAGCCAGGCUGGCUGAGCAGGCGGAGAGGUACGACGACAUGGCAGCUGCCAUGAAAUCGGUAACGGAGCUGAACGAGGCUCUGUCCAAUGAGGAGCGGAACCUCCUGUCCGUGGCCUAUAAGAACGUGGUGGGCGCCCGCCGCUCCUCCUGGAGGGUGAUCUCCAGCAUCGAGCAGAAGACCUCCGCCGACGGCAACGAGAAGAAGAUCGAGAUGGUGAGGGCCUACCGGGAGAAGAUCGAGAAGGAGCUGGAGGCCGUGUGCCAGGACGUGCUCAACCUGCUGGACAACUUCCUGAUCAAGAACUGCAGCGAGACGCAGCACGAGAGCAAGGUCUUCUACCUGAAGAUGAAGGGCGACUACUACCGGUACCUGGCCGAGGUGGCCACGGGCGAGAAGAGGGCCACGGUGGUGGAGUCGUCGGAGAAGGCCUACAACGAGGCCCAUGAGAUCAGCAAGGAGCACAUGCAGCCCACCCACCCCAUCCGCCUGGGCCUGGCCCUCAACUACUCUGUGUUUUACUACGAGAUCCAGAACGCGCCGGAGCAGGCCUGCCACCUGGCCAAGACCGCCUUCGACGACGCCAUCGCCGAGCUCGACACCCUCAACGAGGACUCCUACAAAGACUCCACGCUCAUCAUGCAGCUGCUCCGAGACAACUUGACACUGUGGACAAGUGACCAGCAGGACGACGAGGGCGGGGAGGGCAACAAUUAAAGAGAAAACCACACCUCGAUUUCAAAAAAAUACGAAGGGCCGGUGGACUUUGGCAGCCGCUUUUGCCGAUGAUGCUACCGCAGCAGCAGUUCUUUAUUUUUCCAUGUGUUAAAAGAAAAGAAUCAAAAGAGAGGUGAGAGUGGAGGUUAAAUCUUAGUUUAAAUAUAUAUAGAAAUAUAUAUACCGUUGGAAGGGGCCUCCGUCUUCUUGAUUUUCUCUUUGACAUUUGCCAAAACCGCUGAUCAGUCAGUCAGUCAGCCUGAAGUGGUUGUUGUUGGAUUGAAAUGGCAGCCUCACACUGGCAUCGGAACUGAUCUUGUUCUGUCAAGAUAAGCUGCUUAGUUAGGUUUUUUGCGUGAUAGAGAUGCAUUUGAGUCACUUGAGAGAGAAAAUGCUUGAAUGGGAAUGCCUCACCAAACUAGUUUGCAUUGGUUCCAGUCGUGGUCCGUCUCGGAGCGAAGGGCCCUGAACGCCACUGCUGAGAAACUCACACUAACAAAAGAAGCAAAAACAAGAGCAAAAUCACAACUAGUAUCCAAAAAACAGAACCCCGUUAUUUAGAGUUAAAACAAGGAGUGGAAAACCUAAAUUGACCCCCCCUGAAGUGUAUUUGGCACCUUGCAGAUUAGCCCGUUAGUCCCUGGAACCAUCGAUUCUUUUGGAGGUGAAGAUUAUUAAAGGCAGAGACUUAAUGAUAUUAAACAAAAAAAAAAUACAAUAAAAUAAAAUAAAAAAAAAGACAAAAUAAAAUAAAAGCAGCUUCAGAGUUUGUGGUUUACUUCUGUGUUUGUUUUAUUAAAUGCACUUGCCUACUAUACUGUUUCUUCAGUGUAAGAUGAUGACGACAAUAAUAUCGAUUAUUCAAUAUUGUGCAUGCUGGUGAUGUAUUUAUAUACAGUAGCUUGACUUUAUUAACUUAUACUGUGGGUGUUAAGUAUUCAUAUGAUUGAGAAAAACAGGCUUUGUCUGAUGUUGAUUUCUAAGUUCUAAUUUAUUUUUGUUUUGUUAUGGUUUUUUGAUUUGCUAUACCAAAAUGGUGAUCGUAAAAAUUGACCUGUAAUGGGCGUUGCUAUAGUGACAUGCAAUAUGUGUAUUUAAUUUGUUAAUGAAAGACGUUAAAAAAAAGGAAGAUAAAAACCCACCAGUGAUCACUUAAUCUUAUCAUCUGGUGUUUGUCACAUUGAAGUAUGAUUCUGAUAUAUUUUGUUCUUUGAACAGUAUUUAAGUACUUUUUUCUGUCAUGCUAUCCAGUUUUAAUAAUGGUGAAGUUUCCAGGCUCAAUGUUUCUGUUAUGAAUUCACA
Salarias fasciatus (jewelled blenny) is the source of this 2168-nucleotide messenger RNA. It is a transcript of the gene ywhag2, whose product is annotated as 3-monooxygenase/tryptophan 5-monooxygenase activation protein, gamma polypeptide 2. Lineage: Eukaryota; Metazoa; Chordata; Actinopteri; Blenniiformes; Blenniidae. The record is from RefSeq and is a predicted model, not a curated record. Bases 123 to 866 code for a protein of 247 amino acids. The transcript has 2 exons.